UUAUCUGGCCUUGGCUUUUUCCCUGGGCAGCGCUGCUUAUUUGUUCUCUGUGCCAUCCGCCUGCUUGGCAGUUGAAUGAUCCCUAAAAAGAUGAAGCGCCGGAGGCUCAGGGGUGUUUUCAUUGUCUCUGUGUUUGCUUCCUUCCCGCUCCCUCUCUGCCCUCGCCACCUGGAAAUCCCACUGCAGCCUCUCUCCGGUCCCCUCUCUGUGUUCCUCCACUUUUAUCUCAUCGUUUUGAGUUUUCUGUGGGUUUUUGUGAGUGUGAUGGAGAGAUUUACUCAUUUGUUUCCAAGCCUUCUCUGGAGGGCUUUGUUUUCCCCAAAUCAGUAACACAAUAUUUAGCAUCUGGGUAGAGCCGUGUGCUCUUUCUUGUCUCACAGCCAGCUUCUCUUAUUUAUGGAAGCAAGGCCCUCUCUUAUGCUGACUUUAAGAUACCGAUGUGAAUGUCUAAGAGUCAUCUCUUCAAUGAUAGUUAAAUUUCUUUCCCAGCUUCCAAUCUAUUCAUCUCAGGCUGUUGUUUUCACUGACGAUAAAUCCAUCCAUCAGACGUCAAGCCUUGUCUUCUGGAGGCUUAAUCCGCAGGCUGUUGAUUUCCUCUGGUUCAGGCUCUUUUCUGUUGGUUUGUCUUCUGGGUGAGCAGGAAAGCAGAGACCCCACUCAGUCAGUGCAGAUGGCUGAUGGGUGUCUCAGCAGCACGGGGCUGUUUCCAGGGCAGUUUCCCCUGAAUGACAGGGUUGGCCUCCAGAGAUGUCCACAGACUUGCCCUUCAGGCUGUAUAGAUUGGGAGGGAGGCAAGCUCAGGCACCCCCUCCCCGGCCCUGUCUCCCCAGAGUUGCCCUAAGACAAGAGCUGUACCCCUGUGCACAGUACUCGAUUUUGCUCUUUGGUAGCAAAGUUCUCACAGAUUCCCUGGGACAGUUCCUGCUUUUUCUUUUCUGAAUAUAUAUUUUUAGUGGUGGAUGAAACUUUAUUUUUAUUUAUUUAUUUUUAUGUUGUGCUAAGAAUGGAACCCCGUGCCUCACACGUGCCAGGCGCGUGCUCUGAGCCAGCCCCAGCCCCAGUUCCCUGCUUCUUUCUAGGGAACAUUCUCCUGAGUAUUAACCCUCGGGAGUAACCUGCCUAGGUGUCUGGCCGUCCUCCUGCCCACCUCAGCCCCUGUGGACUCCCAGCCUCUGCUGCUUCUCAGUGGGAGGUCUUGCUGGGCUCUGAGGACACACCUGAGACACUCGGUGUCUGUGCUAAGAGGCAAGCCCAGUGCCUCCGCGCCUGCCUCCUGCUCCACGUCUUCUAGAAACUUGUCGAAACUUCCCACUUGCUGGUGGCCCCUCCUGUACGCCUGCGCGGUGAUAACCAUAGAGGUUUUCCAUCUCUAUAUUCUGCUGUUGGGGUGCCCAGCCCAUGUGUUGACCCAGGAGUGUCACUUGCUCUUGAACUUGUCUCUUCUGAGACACUCUGCACUCAUUCGUCAGCUGCUUAGUGAGCAUCACCGUGAACCAGGACUGCACUGGAGGAGGCCGGUGUGGCUGGCCACUUCUGAUUCUGGUUCCUGGACUCCAGAGCUGGCUUUUCUUUCUCUGCUGUCCCUCAAGCCCUGGGUCCUCAAUGUCCAUAUUCUUUGUGAGCAAGUGUCAUCUUCUGACGGCUUCAGCUACCGCUGAGUUAGGCCUGGUUUCCAAAAACUACUUUUAUCUGAGAUCCGAGGCCUGGGACUGGUGUCCAGCUGCUGUGUGGACAUUCCCCUGCAUCUCACACAUUCCUUAAGUAUAGCACACCCGGUUCUCUCUGUCUCUCUUUCUGCCCAAUGCAGGUUUUUUGCUCUGUUUUGUUUUGGUGUCUGUACAGUAUGUGGUGACAGCAUCCACUCAGCUGCUCUUAUGGUUCAUCUGAGAGUAAUGGUCCAUUUUCCUUCAUUGUAUGAAGAAUUGCUGGGGACUUCUAUGUAGAAUCGGUUUCGGCUUCUCGACCCAGUGCUUAUGCCUUAAGAGAGGCGCUCAUCUCUCACACUAGUCUAUUGUCCUCUCUGAUGGCUCUUGAAAAGUUUCCUACCCUUGGCCAUUGGUAUUUCGGGUCAUGUAAUUCUUUGUUGUGGGGGGGCCUGUCCACUGUGGGUUUAGCAGUAUCUCGGGCUUCUGGUCACUAAUUGCUGAGCAAUCUCACCUCCCUCAGUUUUGAUAGCCAAAAAGACCUCCAGACAUUUUUCAGAGCCAGGGGCAAAGUCACCUCUAGUGGAGAAUCACUUCUUUAAAAAUCCCCAAUGUGCUUCUGGAACAUACUUUCCAAAUAUAAAGCUAGUCAUGUUACCUACUUAGAUGUCCCCAUGGUCCAUACAAGUGAUCUCCAAAAAGAAGUGGCUUCUUCCCCCAAGGACAGCACUGCCCUAUCUAGUGAUGUAUGGAAAGUACUAGAAUAUCCAUUGCAUUUGUUUUUUUAUCUAAAAAAAAUUAAGAAAGUUGUCAACCUUUACUUUUGGAGAACAGCUUAAAAAUUGCAUACAUGCAUAAUUUCCAAAGCCUCUGAAGGAUGCUAAGGAAUUUCUGCUGAUGGAUAACUAAAUAUCUUGGCUAUCUCUGGUCUGUAGGGGAAAGUCCAAAAUUUCUGUCUGACUACUGAUACUUCCAUAUUUCUUCAUCUCACCCAGUUCCUAACCUUCUUCUCUUAUGAUAUUUUUAAUUCCCUCAUCUUCAGGUAUGAUUUUAACGUUGUCUGUGCCUUUUCUUAUGCUACUGCCCAUGUUCACACAAAACCCCAAUCCUGGUCUCCUUCAUGAAGGAAAAUUAACUUCCCUCCCUCUUUCUGGCCUCAGUCUAGAUUGACCUCCCAUUUUUUCCACAUCUCAUAUUAUUUAUUACUGCACAUGAAUAUGUGGAUAGAAACUGUUCUCAUCAGUCUUCAGAUCCUUAAAAACAGGACCAGUGUCUCAUUUUUCAUAGUGUUUUCUGCAGCCAGAGCAGAUCCAGACAUGCAGAGGAAAUUCAAAUUGUUUUAUGAAGUUAUCAAUGAAUUUAUAAAUAAGGGUGAAGGCCCAGUGUUUCUGUUAUGAUUUCUGCUUCUCCCACACACUGGAACACAAGGAAAGGCAGGGUUAGACAACAGUGGUAACUCUUCCUGGUGGAGCGAACACAGCAGCAUUUCCCAUGUCGCGUGCUCCUGAGGACUUGAGACUGAGCAGGCCUGGGCUGUUGCAGGGACCCGUGUUGUUUGAGGACGUGUCGGUGGACUUCACCCAGAAGGAGUGGCAGCUUCUGGACCCUGCGCAGAGACGUCUGUACAGGGACGUGAUGCUGGAGAACUACAGGCACCUGGAGUCACUGGGACACUGUGUGACCAAACCUGAGCUGAUACGCAGGUUGGAGCAAGGAGAAGAGCCGUGGAUACUAAAGAGGGAAGUGCCAAGUCACAGCCACGCUGAAGUCCAGCGAGCCAAUGACAUGAAAGAAAGCCAAGAAAAUGAAGACGAAUAUGCAAGACCAGCUGGAUUUAUCCACAGCAAAACACUCCCCAAGGAGGGAAAGGAGACCUUAAAAGAAACAGUAGAGAUGACCACGAACCUAGUGCCCUCGGGAAAAACGUCUCCUAACUGUGACUCAUUUGGAACAAGCUUAAAAAGUGUUUCAGAAUUAAUUAUUAGCAAUAGAAACCAUUUAAGAAGAAAGUCUCCUGACUUCAGUGAAUGUAGGACCCUCGAUACGAAGCAGGAGAAAAUGCAUACAAGGAGCAGGCCCCAGGGAAAUGAUCAGAGGAAGAGACCCCACAGUCCUCAGGAGGACUGUGUCCAGAACAGUUCGUCUCCAGAACAACCUCUCGAACAUGAUGAUUGCAGGAAGGCCUCUCGUAGGAAGACACCCUUGGUUACAUGUGAGAGAGCUCACACAGGAGAGACAUCCUCUAAAGGUGACAAAUACAGACGAACCUUCAACCAAAAGUUAAAGGUCAAUUCUGAUAUGAGGAUCCUUGGGGAAAGGAAACCACAUGAAUUCAGGAAAAGUGGGAAAUUGUCAUGCGGAAAGCCAAAAGAGGCACUUCAAAGAAUUCCCAUACAGGAGAAGCAUGUUGGAUGUAGUAAAUUGGGGAAAUCCUUUAGCAAGAAAUCAAACCUCACCCAAUGUCAGAGAAUGUGCCCAGGAGAAAAUACUAAUGAGUGUCACAAAAGUGAGGAAGACUUAAGGAAGUCAUACCCCAGUCAAGAUGAGAAAACCCAUGCAGGAGAGAAGAUCUAUGGCUGUACAGAGUGUGGGGAAUCCUUUCAUGAUAAAUCAUGCCUCACUAGGCAUCAGCGAACGCACACCACAGAACCAAGCCAGCGUGAUGAUAGGAAGAGAGCCUUGGAGAGGAAAUCCCACCUCACUCUGAAUCAGAGAGACGCCACCAGAGAGGAUGCUGACGGAGGUGAUAAGUGUGAAAAAACCUCCCGCAAGAAGUCAACGUACACUCAACAUCAGAGAAUGACCUUGGAGAAAAAACCUCAUGAGAGUAAGAAAAGUGGAAGAGCCUUAAGUGGGAGGUCACACCUCACUGAAAACCGGAGCGGUCGCAAAGGAGAGAGAACUUACGACUGUGGUAAAUGUGGGGAAAGCUUCCGGAAGAAAUCGAGCCUUACUCAACAUCAGAGCACACACACAGGGAAAAAGCCCUACGAGUGCAGUGAAUGUGGGAAAUCCUUCUUUGUGAAGUCCAACCUCACUGAACAUCAGAGAACUCACACAGGAGAGAAGCCGUAUGAAUGCAGUGAAUGUGGGAAAUCCUUCUGCCAGAAAUCAGCCCUCACAGUGCAUCAGAGAACUCACACGGGAGAGAAGCCAUACAAAUGCAACGAGUGUGGGAAGACCUUCUGCGUGAAAUCCAACCUGACUCAACAUCAGAGGACCCACACGGGAGAGAAACCCUACAAGUGCAACGAAUGCUGGCGAUCUUUCUGUGUGAAAUCCAACCUUGUAGUGCAUCAGAGAACUCAUACAGGCGAAAAGCCCUACAGAUGCCCUGAGUGUGGGAAAACCUUCUAUGAAAAGUCAGCCCUCACAAAGCAUCAGAGAAUUCACACUGGGGAAAAACCCUAUGAAUGCAACGAAUGUAGAAAAACCUUCAGCCAGAGGUCAGCCCUCACCAAACAUCAAAGGAAAACACACAAGAAGAAAACUCCUAUCAAUACCCUCCAUGUGGAGAAACCAACAGUCACAAGCCAAACUCAUCGAACAUCAGUAGGAUCUGAAGGCAAAACCCCGACACAACAACAGGAGUAGGAAAGUCUUUACAAAUACAACUAAUGGGAAUCAGAGAAUUCAUAUAGGAGUAAAACCAUAAGAACAUUUGAAUAUGUGAAUGCUUUCUUUCACACGUAUUUAAAGUUGUUGAGGAAAAUUUAUAAUGUUAAGGUGUAUGGAUUAAAAUGUCCUAGCAGAUAUGUUGUUUAACCAGAAGUCAGAUUUCAGAAGUAAUAUCAAACUUAUUGCAGAAAAUAGUCUAUUCUUAAUAGAAAAAUGAAACGUGGGCCUUUUGUAAACACAUGAAUCAUUUAAGUCAUUGCUAUAUCAGCAUUAAAUAGAAUCCUUCUGGCUAGCA
Messenger RNA from Ictidomys tridecemlineatus (thirteen-lined ground squirrel), 5556 nucleotides. Its product is annotated as zinc finger protein 248. NCBI's taxonomy places the organism in Eukaryota, Metazoa, Chordata, Mammalia, Rodentia, Sciuridae. The record is from RefSeq and is a predicted model, not a curated record. Gene Ontology annotation, biological process: regulation of transcription by RNA polymerase II. Gene Ontology annotation, cellular component: nucleus. Gene Ontology annotation, molecular function: RNA polymerase II cis-regulatory region sequence-specific DNA binding; DNA-binding transcription activator activity, RNA polymerase II-specific.